Molecule: messenger RNA, 4237 nt
Organism: Labeo rohita (rohu)
Lineage: Eukaryota; Metazoa; Chordata; Actinopteri; Cypriniformes; Cyprinidae
Gene: sox3
Product: SRY-box transcription factor 3
Exons: 1
Coding region: 1596-2498 (300 amino acids)
Biological process (GO): cell differentiation; anatomical structure morphogenesis; regulation of DNA-templated transcription
Molecular function (GO): DNA-binding transcription factor activity, RNA polymerase II-specific; RNA polymerase II cis-regulatory region sequence-specific DNA binding
Source: RefSeq, a predicted model, not a curated record
GAAAGUAAAUAACGGAGACGUGUUGGUGUACGUGUGCUACAAAUCGGCAACACGCGGUGAAACUUCUCUAAAUGGCUGAAUCGUUAGUGUGUGGUGUUAAAAGCCCAUCGUGAAUAUUCAGUGCUGUAAUCGUUCGGUGGCGUUGAAGGUGUUAAAUUACGAUGCUCUCGAUGGACGAUGUGCUAAUACUGACCCAUUGGAAGGUGUAAGUUCUCCCCGGGAGACAGAAAACCUCUCUCGGCCGAACACGUCUUACGAGACGAGUCAUUUGUAAAUCACAUAAUAAGACGCGAAAUGAUUGCAAUUGACAGUAACUAGUGGUGUAAAAAUUAAAUAAUUAACACGCACUCUACAUUGGCGCGGCAGAUGUAGAAAGUCGUUUUAGAAGAGUUGUUUGUAGAUUCAGUCACCUCAUCAGAGUUCUUUUUUUGCUUCAGAACAAUAUAAAACUGGUCCACAGGGGGGCGUUACUGUAUUAAUUUUCUAUUCUACACUAGGUCGGUGAACACUUAAAAAAAUGCGAAGUGCCUUUUUUAAAAAAAAAUCCAUUUUUGUUGAAUGUUUGUUUUUACACAUUUAGAAUGUAAUAGUGUAAUAGCGAGCUAUUAUGCUGUCAACUGAAAGAAAAUAUUAUGAGACAAAACUGUUAAUAAUUUGUUUGUUGUUAAAAUCAUACUUUUAAUCAAUGCCUGCCAGUUUGAAGAGCUUUAAAUCCAACAGUCUAAUUAUGUAGGAGAUUAGCUUAUUUAAAAAUAAAAUGUUUAAUAAUAAUAAUUAAAGUCCAAUAUUUAUGUUGAAGUAAGCUAAGACAAAAAAAAGUACAAUUUGAUGUAGCCAACCUUUUGCAUUAGUGGAUACAAGAUUGUCCUAUCUCUUAAAAAAUAAAUCUAACUUUUAAUUGCAUUAUGUAUUUAUUUAUUAUUUGUUUAAUUAAUGAUUAUUGUUGCGCCUUUGUCUUGCCAUUGCAAGAUGCAACGUUUAUAGUUUAAAUAUUUACGUUUGAGUAGGAUCCAACCUGACUCUUACCUUUUUUAAUGCAAUAAUUUAAACAUGCUUAUUUUUUUUCCCUUUGGUUAUUACAUUGAGCAGUUUCUGCAUUUUCCGAGUUAAAGUUUAAAAUCCAUAAUAUUUGUUUAAGCCACUUUGUACUGGAAAAGUAGGGUAAGGCUAACAUUCUCAGUGAAUAACGACUGCUUUGAAACAAUAUUUGCAAAGUGAUUACUUUUGUCAAAAGUGCAAAGAUGCCCCUGAUGUAUUUUAUCCUACUUAAAGUGCAUCCCGAAACACAGCGCACGGAUGACGGAGUGUGAGGCGCUCUCUGAUUGGUCGACGCUGAGCUCAUUGUUAUGCUGUCAAUCCAAAUCACAUGGCCGAGCCUCUAUUAACAGCUGAGCUUAGCGCACAACUUUGCAGAGUUCCGUGGCAGAGCAGAGCAAGACACACGGGACUGGCGUGGAGACUUUUGAAAGAGUUCGGUGCUUUUCACUUGGCAAGAGUUUCAUCCCUCUGAACUUUUGACUGACCACCGGCUACUUUAUUUUGCGAGGCUCUUUCGUUUUCUUUCGAGUGCUCGGCACCACUUUCAAGUCGUUUGAAUGUAUAACAUGAUGGAAACCGAGAUUAAAAGCCCCCUUCCGCAGUCCAACACGGGCUCGGCGGCGGGCGGCAAAAACAACAGUGCCAACGACCAGGACCGGGUGAAGCGGCCUAUGAAUGCUUUCAUGGUGUGGUCCCGCGGGCAGCGGAGGAAGAUGGCACAAGAGAAUCCUAAAAUGCACAACUCUGAGAUCAGCAAGCGCCUCGGCGCUGACUGGAAACUUUUGACUGACGCCGAGAAGAGACCCUUCAUUGAUGAGGCCAAGCGGUUACGAGCCAUGCACAUGAAGGAGCACCCGGAUUACAAAUACCGUCCCCGCAGGAAGACCAAGACCCUGCUGAAGAAAGACAAGUACUCCUUGCCCGGAGGACUCUUGGCACCCGGUGCCAACGCUGUCAACAACGCCGUCUCGGUGGGCCAGCGGAUGGACUACACGCACAUGAACGGCUGGACGAACAGCGCGUACUCCCUCAUGCAGGACCAGCUGGCCUACCCGCAGCAUCCCAGCAUGAACAGCCCCCAGAUCCAGCAGAUGCACCGGUACGACAUGGCGGGACUUCAGUACCCGAUGAUGUCCACGGCCCAGACCUACAUGAACGCCGCGUCCACGUACAGCAGCAUGUCACCAGCAUACACGCAGCAGACUUCCAGCGCAAUGGGUUUGGGCUCCAUGGCUUCGGUGUGCAAGACGGAACCCAGCUCUCCUCCCCCGGCCAUAACCUCUCACUCUCAGCGUGCUUGUUUGGGAGACCUGAGGGAUAUGAUAAGCAUGUACCUGCCCCCCGGAGGAGACAGCGCCGACCACUCCAGCCUACAGACCAGUCGGUUACACAGCGUUCAUCCGCACUAUCAGAGCGCAGGGACUGGCGUGAACGGAACGCUACCCCUAACCCACAUUUGAAAGACUCCUAAAAAAAAAGACUAAGUACUUCGGAUACUUGAACAUUUUGAUUUGCAAAAAAGAAUCGAAGUUCAAUUUCGUUUUUAAAAAAGAAACUAUUUUUAAUCUCAAUGAGUUGUCCGUUUUAAAGCAUUUUAUGACGACAUAUCGGGGACUUCAGAAUAAAUUGUAUUGCAGAGGAGCUUUUUAUCAUAAGCUGUAAAGCAAUCAACGUCUGUAGAAGAAUAUUGGACUUCUGACUUAUUUGCCGUCAGAGUUUUGUCUCUAUGAAAAAGGCACGUGGCUUCGUGAAGAGGCUGUAUUUCAAAAACAAAAAAGAAAGAAAGAAAAAUGGAGGGAGAGUAUGUUCACUCAUAAAUGUUUACACUUAUUUUUAGAAUGUCGGUUUUGUCCAAAUCUGUGUAGUCUUUUUGUUGUUCAUUUAUGAACUAGGUUUUAUGAAAUGAAAGACUGUGCUGGUCGCAAGCGCAAAGUUUGUUUUAUUUAUAGUGAGUUGUUUUUUUUAAAAGCUUGUGAACCAUUGUACGUCUUGUUGAAAUGUUCCACUUUUGUUUUGUGAAUCUUCCUUUUCUGUGAUGUUAUGGCAGUAUCAGGUUAACCCAUUAUGUGGGACGGAGAGUUUUAUUUAAACUGACGUUUCUACUUAAGACCAUCCUAUUCCUAAAUGAAUAAAUUUGUUUUACAAAAAAGCUUCAUGGCUAGAUAUGGUUUAUUAUUAUCCUCUUUGGUUCUUUUAAUCGUACCGGAAAACCAGUGUCAGAUUUACUCAAAUUCGCUUUAAGCCAAAUGUGGUAAUUUGAGGCGAUCGGUUAAAUGAAGAGUAAAUAAGCGAAUUCAGACACGCUCGCUACCGAGCAGAUGUCAACACCCAGUGAUUGUUAUUAAACAUCCUCAUCAAACAGCAAAUAUAUUUGUGCCUUUGUCUGUAAAUCAAUAAAAUAUCAUUCUAUAAAUUAGUCCAUUUAAACUAAUGUAAGCAUCUCAGCCAAAAGCGGAUGCUUUUUUCUUCAAGUUUCAACUGGUGAUAAUAGACCAUAAAAAUAAAACUUGCGUAUCGUUCUUUCCAAAUUAAUUGUUUCCGUAAGAUUUAAACUCUACUGAUGAGGCAGUUCUCCUUUGCGAGAGUAUGCAACACAUAAAACUAAAAAUCCUAAAUGCUUAAAUGGAACAAAAUAUUUUUUUUACCUCACAUGAACUGUCAUGCAUAUUCAAACUGUGUAAUUUCUUCCUGCAUUUUCGCUUGUUGAGUCGCCUAGGUACAUACAGUUCCUCAGAAUUACUUUGUAUAAUUAUGGUUAACUAUAAAUAUCCUUAAUCCUUUGAGUUUGUCAAAACCAGACGAUGAAACGGUUGAUAAAUUCUGACAAUUAUGUUCAUAAUAAGUGAUUAAUGCAGGGAUUAUUUCGUUGCUAUUUCACUUCAUGAGCUUAUAAAUUGUGGCCGAAUUUUCUGGGGUCAGACAGAGGUUAAAUAUUUGCUGUGCAUUAUUCAGCGGUUUGAAUAUCACACAAUAUUGUAUUUUGGUCUGUGUGUCAAUGGACCAUUUCUUGUUGUAGUUAGACAAGAAAAAGAGGCACAUACAAGGCCGUUACUGACUGCCUCUUGUAAUUUAGAGUGUCAUUUUCACUACUGAGUUCUCAAUAUGUAUAACAACCUAUAUGUUUUGUCUAAAAAUAAAGAUUCUUCAAUGUCUGUGGUUCAACAACAACAAAAAAUCUCUUUUAAUAAACAUACAUUGU